Molecule: messenger RNA, 1807 nt
Organism: Frankliniella occidentalis (western flower thrips)
Lineage: Eukaryota; Metazoa; Arthropoda; Insecta; Thysanoptera; Thripidae
Gene: Droj2
Product: dnaJ homolog subfamily A member 1
Biological process (GO): response to heat; protein refolding
Cellular component (GO): cytoplasm; cytosol
Molecular function (GO): Hsp70 protein binding; ATP binding
Source: RefSeq, a predicted model, not a curated record
ACUUAAGCAAACUGCUGAGUCAAGAUGGUGAAAGAAACGAGGUUUUAUGAUAUUCUCGGAGUGAAACCUCAAGCAACUACUGAAGAAAUCAAGAAAUCAUACAAGAAAUUAGCUCUGAAGUACCAUCCUGAUAAAAACCCUGAUGAAGGCCACAAGUUUAAAGAGAUAGUCCAAGCAUAUGAGGUGUUGUCGGACCCUGAAAAAAGAAAGACCUAUGAUAGAUUUGGAGAGCAGGCAAUCAAAGAAGGAGCUUCAAAUGGAGGUGGUGGUUUUGGACCUGGUGUUGACAUGUUCGACAUGUUCUUCCGAGGUGGCAGCUUCUUCGGAGGUGGUGGUGGAAGGAGUGAAAGAGCCCGACAUGCUAAUGAUGUGGUUCAUCAGCUAAAAGUAUCUCUGGAGGAGUUAUACAAAGGAACCACUCGCAAACUUCAAUUACAAAAGAAUGUUGUUUGUAAUAAGUGUGAAGGAAAGGGAGGUAAAAAGGUUGAAACCUGUCCCAACUGCAAAGGUGUUGGUGUACAAAUUCAAGUGCAGCAACUGGGCCCUAAUAUUGUGCAGCAUGUUCAGAGCACAUGUGGCGAGUGCCGUGGGCAAGGUGAAAGGAUAAGUCCGAAGGACCGCUGCAAGCAGUGUAAUGGAAAGAAGACCAUUCCUGAGCGAAAGAUUGUUGAAGUGCCCAUUGACAAGGGUAUGCAGGAUGGACAGAAAAUCAAAUUCUCUGGUGAGGGUGAUCAAGACCCUGGAGUAGAGCCUGGUGACAUGAUUGUUGUCCUUGACGAGAAGGAACAUGAAGUAUUUAAACGGUCUGGAAAUAAUCUCAUCAUGAGAAUGCAUCUUGAGCUUGUUGAGGCUAUUUGUGGUUUCCAGAAGGUUAUUAGAACUCUUGAUGACAGAGAUCUUGUCAUUACAUCUCUCCCAGGUGAAGUAAUCAAGAGUGGUGAUGUUAAGUGCAUAGUUAAUGAGGGUAUGCCUCAGUACAAGAAUCCAUUUGAAAAAGGCAAGCUCAUCAUCCAGUUCUUGGUGAACUUCCCAGCAACAAUUGACCCUGCACUUAUUCCCCAACUUGAACAGUGCCUUCCACCUAGGGAAGAAAUCAUGAUUCCUAAUAAUGCUGAAGAGGUGAUGUUGGUUGACAUGGACCCUGCGCAAUCAAGGCGAGACUCCCGCAGCGAGGAUGAAAACUGUGGAAGAGUACAAUGUGCGUCACAUUAAUUAAAGUGGUCUUUUUUAAUUUAUUUACUAAAUUUCACUCCAAUUGAGCUUUCCUGUAACACUGAUCUUAGAAGUGAUACUGCAUAAUAAUUAUCUAUUGGUCAGGUUUUAGGCUUAUCCUCUCAAUCAGUAUAAAUAAGACUACCAUUCCAGUGUAUGCAAGUGAAAUAUAGGUUUAUUUCAAAGCUAGCUUCUCUUAAUUUUAGUACCCUUUUGUCUGAUCUUGUACUAUCAUCUUUCAAUAUUCUAUCAUCAAACACAAGUAAGUGUGUGUUGUGUUUGUAGUUGGUAGCACAGUAGAACCUCUUCACCUCAUCGCAUUUUGUUCCAGUCCAAAUAUUGCUAGCUGAUGAUCAUUGUAAUACUUUCGCCUGUGGAUUUUUUUUGCUGUCAAUUUGUUACUCUUUUGCCAUCAUACUGAAAUUGAUAUUUGGCUUGAACCAAUUAUUUUCAUCAAGUGAUAACUUAUGUCUUAUAUGUAGGUAGAAACCAAUUGUUAUACAAUGCUAUUGAUAACUUUUGAAGUUUGUCUUCUAGGUACAAAUUUAUACCAGCAGAUUCUCUGUAUUUAAAUUAAAAUUAUGAAGAUCUUCUA